AUGAGUUAUCCACCGGACACAUCACGAUCCUGUCAUGAAGCAGAUGGCCGGAGCGAUCGAAGCGGAGGCAGCGGUGGGGCCACAAGUAGUAGUGGAGGCGGUGUUUAUGGAACUUUAUGUAGCAACUUAGGUGGCAAAUGGCCCAUUCCAGUUUCUACAGCUCUAUCAACUACAGCCACUACUACACCCUCUGGGGAGUUAAUUCAUGACCCAUCGCAUCAUACCAGCUUAUCACAUGACAGGCUUGUCUCUAAUUGGAAAAAGUGGUCCUUAGGGUUGGACUAUCUUCUGCAGGACAGUGAAGGUGUGGCUUUGUUUAAAACCUAUCUACAAUAUGAAGGAUGUUCCAACCUGCUUGAUUUCUGGUUCGCUUGUCAAGGAUUUCGGAGCAAAGUCGACCCGAGUGACCAUCGGAAAAUUGCGCAAUUAAUCAAAGUUAUUUACAGGACGUAUAUUCGGGGAUCUGGUAGUGGCACAGUAGGUAUGACAAAUGUCUCCCUCUCUGGUCAGUUGGCAGAGUCGCAAACCAACCCUAAUGUGUUGCAGUCCAGGACUGAACCUAUUCGACUACGGACGGAGACCAAACGCAUGAUAUCGGAACGUAUUUCUCGUAAACAUUCGUUAGACCAAAGCGUAUUUGAUCCUGCUCAGACGGAGGUAGAGCAUUUUCUUCGUACCACCGCCUACCCAGCUUUCCUGAAGUCGGAUGUUUACGUAGAUUUCCUGCAGUCCACAAUUGAUGGGUCAACCCAUAAAUUUGUGUCAAUUCAAGAUCCCAGUGCUAGAUCUGUGCCCGUCGGUGGGUCUGGAAUGGGUUGUCCCAAUGUUGCCACUGCUACUUUCUCCGGAAAUGUUGUAUCACAUCCUUUAGGGGGUAAAUUCCUUCCCACUUUGGAAGAGGACCGUGAACUACGUUCAGAUGAAUUGCCUUGCUAUUCCGUUCAACAGGGGCGUGCACAUCCAGCUCCUAGCAAUCUGAAUGUUGCUGCUGCAUCGGUGACGUGUGCGGUUUCGCAUUCGCAACCCCAACUGCAUUGUUUACAUUGUUCACAGUAUCACUCCCAGGGUCAUCCGAUGUGUCCGCCAAAUGACCGAGCCAAUCCUUGGUUAGCACAAAUGCCUCAUCCGGCCCAACCUGGUUUGCGACCCUUCGGCUCUGCCAAUAAUCCCAUCGGGUUACUGGCUACUACAUCUAUUGCCACCACGGGCACUGGCGCUGCAGCACCAUUGACUACUGAAAAUCUCCAGAUGACCAGAUUUUAUCGCGCGGAACUUUCGAUGCAACAGCAAGCGUUUAUAACCCCUUCUGCAGGCAGUUCCAACAUGAUUCGUAUGAUGCAUCAUCAGCCGGUUGAUCUCCUGUCACGUCGCCCAUACCCUCAAGGAACAUGUGAUCUAACAACUGGGUCCCCACGACCGUUGGCUUCCUAUGGACACACACACUGGGCAGAUGCACUAUGCUCGUCUAGACUGCCCAGUCAACCUCCUAACCCGUACCACAUCUCUUACGCUCCGGUUUCGGCUCGAGACUCUGAGCGUCACAGUUUAUCCAGCGAGGCGCGAACGGAUGAUACACAUUCGCACACCGAUAGCAGCCAACCCAAUGAACCUUCAAACGUUCAAGUUGCCAAGUCCAACCCAGUGACUGAGCUUCAACCCGCAGAUAACCAAAAAGAUGCACCAUCCAAAUCCGCCUCGGGUUCUGGUUCUGGAUUCGGCUGUGGUUCGGGUUCGUCCCCGUCAUCUGCUGAAUUAGAACACGGUCGUGCCUCGGAAGCGGCUGAGCUGAACGCUUUGCUCAGCCUCUCAUUUCCCUCGGACAGAGCAACAUCCGGUCCGGCACCUCCAAUUGCUUCCACCUUGGCUCCUCAGUCGCUUGGUGACACAUCUUCACAUACACCACUCCAAGCAGCCGCUGCUGCAGGAGUGGCGUGUGCCACGUCCACCACUGCGACAGCCGUGACAACGGUCAGCACUACGCAGCAUUCCACCUCAUCCUCGAUCACGUCGGCUAUCUCCACCUCGACUCCCGGAUUACCUGCCAGCUCUCCCAGUUCCAACAGCAGUCCGAAUACCCUGGUAAUCGGGUACUAUUUGGGUGACGACCCGGUGCCUUAUAGGAGUCUGUGGCCCGCUUCAGAAAUCACUUUAGGACAAUUCAAACAGCUCAUCCCCAAGAAGAAGGGAUCAUUCCGGUAA
This is a messenger RNA of Echinostoma caproni, 2199 nucleotides long. The record is from the annotation of a GenBank genome assembly. NCBI's taxonomy places the organism in Eukaryota, Metazoa, Platyhelminthes, Trematoda, Plagiorchiida, Echinostomatidae.